Messenger RNA from Penicillium odoratum, 828 nucleotides. RefSeq names its product putative NUDIX family hydrolase. The record is from RefSeq and is a predicted model, not a curated record. The coding region runs from base 1 to 828 and encodes 275 amino acids. Gene Ontology annotation, biological process: ribose phosphate metabolic process; nucleoside phosphate metabolic process. The transcript is spliced from 2 exons. Lineage: Eukaryota; Fungi; Ascomycota; Eurotiomycetes; Eurotiales; Aspergillaceae. Gene Ontology annotation, molecular function: ADP-ribose pyrophosphatase activity; ADP-glucose pyrophosphatase activity.
AUGUCGACCUUUACGCUCCCGGGCUCACGCACACGUGUCAACACCACACCAGACCUCUCGCAGGAUGAUCUACUCUCGUUCCCGGCAUUCAAAGUUUGGAUCUCCACGCUGCAGCGCUCCCUAGCUCGCCAACAGAGCCCAUCACACGAAUUCCAUGGGGAUCCGUAUAUACUGCGCACGAUUGAUAUCCAAGCCGUUGAUCGGUUUGGAGGAAGUAGACUUGGAUUCAUCAAGUUGAAGGCAGAUGUGUCUAAUGCCCGAGGCGAGAGUUUGCCUGGAAGUGUGUUUUUACGAGGUGGGAGUGUGGGGAUGUUGCUUAUUCUACAACCUGACGAUAUUCCUACCUCACAGGAAAAUGGAAAAUGGGCUAUUCUCACCAUCCAGCCUCGUUUACCAGCGGGAUCUUUAGCUUUUGCGGAAAUCCCAGCUGGGAUGCUAGAUGAUCAUGGGACGUUCGCUGGUGGUGCUGCGAAGGAGAUCCAGGAGGAGACAGGGCUACUUGUGCAGGAGAAUGAGCUAAUUGACAUGACUGCGCUGGCUUUACAGUCUGUUCCUGAAGGAAGUGAAGACGAGGCUCUUCAGAAAGCGGUGUAUCCAUCUGCUGGUGGGAGUGAUGAGUUUAUUCCGCUGUUUCUUUGUCAAAAGCGUAUGCCGCGGAAAGAGAUUGAGGCGUUGCAGGGGAAGUUGACUGGGGAGCGGGAGCAUGGAGAGAAGAUUACGUUGAAGGUUGUUCCGUUGGAGAAAUUGUGGAAGGAGGGGUUGCGGGAUGGGAAGACGUUGGCUGCUUGGGCGCUUUAUCAGGGGCUGUUGCAGGAGGGGAAGAUUUGA